Molecule: messenger RNA, 999 nt
Organism: Wasmannia auropunctata (little fire ant)
Lineage: Eukaryota; Metazoa; Arthropoda; Insecta; Hymenoptera; Formicidae
Product: trypsin-1-like
Exons: 7
Coding region: 61-840 (259 amino acids)
Biological process (GO): proteolysis
Molecular function (GO): serine-type endopeptidase activity
Source: RefSeq, a predicted model, not a curated record
GGUACAUAUAAAUUCGUAUGAUCUAUGAUUUCAAAUCAGACUUUCAUUAGUGAUUGAAUAAUGAUGUUGAGAAUUUUGUGUCUCCUCAGUUUUCUGGCGUUUUCACACGCUGGAGACCUUCCAUUCUUUAAUUCCCGGAUCGUGAAUGGAAAAGAUGCUAAAGAGGGCGAAAUUCCAUAUCAGGUUUCUAUUCAAAGAAAAAAUUCCAACUUUCACUUCUGUGGCGGCUCAAUUCUAAAUGAUAAAUAUGUCAUUACGGCAGCUCACUGCGUUGAACAUGAAUACCUCAAAAAUAUAAAAGUUGUUGCUGCCACCAUCAACCUGAAUCAAAAUAACUCGAAAUCAGAACAUAACGUCAUAAAAAUCAUUGUGCACGAAGGAUACCAUGCAUCUCAAACUUCGAUUGUAAACGACAUUGCUUUACUCAAGGUGCAAACUCCCUUCAUAAAAUCUGUCACCGUCAGACCCAUUCCCCUGCCACCAAGAGGUCACGUCGUUAAGGCCAAUGAUGUAGCUGUUGUGUCGGGAUGGGGCAGGCUCUGGAAAGGAGGACCAACCACUACCAAGCUACAACGAGUCAACAUUUUGAUUGUUGGCCAAGACAACUGCUGGAACAUAUACGCGAGAAAGGGAUUAAACAUCUAUCCUACGCAUGUUUGCGCACAUGAUUCGUCAGCCAAUAAAGGAAUUUGCUUCGGUGACUCCGGUGGCCCACUGACUGUCGAUGGAAAACUCGUUGGAUUGGUAUCCUGGUCAAUUGAUUGCGCCAACACAGCCUACCCUGGCGUAUACACGCGUGUCGUCUCUUAUCUGGACUGGAUUGCAGCUAACGCAAUCUAAAUUCCGAUCCUGUUUCCAACUACUAUGACACUCUGUUUUUCAUUUUAUAUAUAUUUUGUGAUUAUUAAUUCUUAAAACACGGAAAAAAAAUCUUUUUUUUUGUAUAAAAUAUAUACUACGAUGUGAUAUAAGUACAUAGUAGGUGCCCUCACAAUUCUG